Molecule: messenger RNA, 750 nt
Organism: Chrysochloris asiatica (Cape golden mole)
Lineage: Eukaryota; Metazoa; Chordata; Mammalia; Afrosoricida; Chrysochloridae
Gene: TMEM51
Product: transmembrane protein 51
Exons: 2
Coding region: 1-750 (249 amino acids)
Source: RefSeq, a predicted model, not a curated record
AUGAUGGCUCAGUCCAAGGCCAAUGGCUCACACUACGCACUGACUGCCAUCGGCCUGGGCAUGCUGGUCCUGGGAGUUGUCAUGGCUAUGUGGAACCUGGUGCCCGGGUUCAGUGCCACAGACAAGCCAACAGUCCAGGGGAACAAGACCGAGGUAGGCAGUGGCAUUCUCAAGAGCAAAACCUUCUCUGUGGCCUACGUGCUGGUCGGGGCUGGGGUGAUGCUACUGUUGCUCUCCAUCUGCCUGAGCAUCCGGGACAAGAGGAAGCAGAGGCAGAGUGAGGAGAUCGCACGGAUACAGCACCAGACGGGGACCAUGCCUCAUGCCCAAGAGGAAGACAGCCAGGAGGAGGAGGAAGAGGCCUCCUCGCGGUACUACGUCCCCAGCUAUGAGGAAGUGAUGAACACAAACUACUCCGAAGAGAGGGAAUUGGACCAGAACCCCAGGAUGAGCAUCUCCCUCCCUUCCUACGAGUCCUUGACAGGGCUCGACGAGACGAUGCCCACAACCACCCGGGCCGACGUGGAAACCGGACCAGGGAGUCCACCUGACAGACAGAACUCCAAGCUGUCCAAACGCCUGAAGCCUCUGAAAGUUCGGAGGAUUAAAUCUGAGAAGCUUCACCUCAAAGACUUUAGGAUCAACCUCCCAGACAAGAACAUACCUCCUCCCUCCAUCGAGCCCUUGACUCCCCCUCCCCAGUACGAUGAGGUCCACGAGAAAGCCCCUGAGACCCGACCCCCUGACUGA